Messenger RNA from Spizellomyces punctatus DAOM BR117, 1164 nucleotides. RefSeq lists its product as uncharacterized. NCBI's taxonomy places the organism in Eukaryota, Fungi, Chytridiomycota, Chytridiomycetes, Spizellomycetales, Spizellomycetaceae. The transcript has 8 exons. Gene Ontology annotation, molecular function: protein binding. The annotation marks the transcript as partial. The record is from RefSeq and is a predicted model, not a curated record.
CAUGAACGCAAGUCCAAUUAAUCCACUAUCCAAUCCAAAAGGAUUAAAGCUCGAUUGUGAACUAUGCGGGAAGCCAGCGUACUUGCGAUGUGAAGGGUGUCGAGUCACAUUUUACUGUGAUAAGGAGCAUCAAUUGACCGAUUUCAAGGGGAUUCAUGAAAAGAUUUGUGGAUUGCUUAUUCCAUUACGUACACCCGUUGCCGUUCUUGGAUCCGAAGAAGAACGCGCGCAUCGAUCGCACCAAACCCUGCACCGCCAACAACAGCUGCUAGAGUUGACGAAAACAGAGGCCCACAAAAAAUUGUUUGAGGGGAAAUAUAACCUUGCCAUCCCGGCUGCUCUCCAGGCUCUUCGCUUCUCCAUUGCAAUUCAUGGACCCGAUGCCAUUGAACUGGUUCCGUCGUAUUUGCUUUUGGGCGAGGCGAGUAUUGGGUUGAAUCAGACCAAGCAGGCGGAGGAUUAUCUGUCGUUGGCUAAAUGGGCGGUGAUGAGGUGUGGGGAGGUGGAUUUGGAGGUCAAAGCGCAGUUGCAUCGAAAUUUUGGGUUAUUGUUCAAGGCAAAGGAAAUGGCAGAAGAAGCUAUAGAGGAAGUUGCUUUGGAUAUAUAUUACUCGUCCCUCAAAUCCGGCAACCCUGAACACAUCUCUGUCGCAGGCGGAUACUACCAUCUUGGCACUCUUUUCCAAUCACUCAACCGCUUCGACGAUACAACAAGCAUUUACGAUCGCAUCAUCCAUAUUUACAAAACAUAUCUCGGCACGUCCGAGGCACUGAACGAAGCACAGCAGGCGGAAGCUGUACAGAUUCUAAAGAGCGCUUUGGCCUACCGUCAGAAUUACGUGUCGUCUCCAAUAUCUGCCGCAGAAGCGUUGUGGGUUUUCGCGUUACUGUGGAGGAAAGUCGGGUCAAAUGAGAAGGCGAGGGAGUUUGCUGGAAAGGCUCUUGAAGCGUACGAGGCAGCACUGGGCCGCGAGCAUUCCAUCUCGAUUGAAAUCCGUGCGUUUUUAAAGACCAUGGUGGGGGAUUCGGGAGCAAGCAAUAGACUAGUAGGAAACAGAAAGAGCAGUAACGCGUAAAAAGACUUCACACCAAAAGUCCAUUGUGAAAGAAAUGAUAUAUUUAUUAUAACUAUAGUGGCAGAAACAGAUAUCACACAUGCUCCUCA